Cutaneotrichosporon cavernicola is the source of this 2319-nucleotide messenger RNA. RefSeq lists its product as uncharacterized. Bases 1 to 2319 code for a protein of 772 amino acids. The record is from RefSeq and is a predicted model, not a curated record. The transcript has 3 exons. NCBI's taxonomy places the organism in Eukaryota, Fungi, Basidiomycota, Tremellomycetes, Trichosporonales, Trichosporonaceae.
AUGCCUCCCAAGCGUCUUCGCAGUGCCUCCGCCACCGCCGCGCGCUCAGCCGCCUCCUCUUCCGCCGCCGCCGCCGCUGCCGUUCCUGCCUCCUUUGCCGCUGCUGCUGCCGCCGAACCCGGUGGGGCGCCCUCGGCCCACGAUGAAUUCGUCCUCCGUCCCGUCUCGCUCACGCCAUGGCUCGACUCCAGAGGCAGGUCCAAGCGCAGGUGGAAGCAGGCCGCUGCGUUUAUUCCUACCUUAGGGGGCCAUGGUCUGUCUUUUGACGCCUUGCUUUGUCACUUGACCGUUUCCCAGCGGGCAGCCAAGUCGGUGGUGUCGGUGGCGUCCAACCAGAUGUCGCCCCAAGUCCCUCGGGACCGCGAGGAGCAGUCUGCUGCGGAUCGAGACGCCCGCGAAGCGUACUUCCUCGAUCAGCCUCGUCGGGCAUCUGCCUUUGCCCGUUCCGUUCGUGUUCCUCCCCUGCCUGCCCGUAUGGCCACAGAGGACUUCUGGGCAGCCGGUCCUGUGCUGUUCUGGUCGUGGGUCUCGCAGUGGUAUGCCGGCCUGCCCGAUGAGCUGGAUCUGGGUCUCCCAGCACCCAUCUCUGGAAACUCGCCAGCCGCCGUUGAUCGAGUGAUGGAGGCCCUUUACCUGUGUGGGAUGGCUGAUGUCGACCUCGCCAAUCUUGGCCAUCGCGGGUUUCAUGUGUCGUUCUGGUCGUCCUUGAAGGAGGCAGCCCUCGCUGCCGCAGCGUCUCCCACCCACUCGCUGCUGGCCCUGUCAGCCGACUGCCUGCGUGAGGCUGCAAACCGCCCAAUCGCCCGGCCGCCCGACCGCCCCACUACUUCCAGGACCGGCCCCCAACCUCUGGCCCGGCCCGCAGCGAUCGUCGUGGGCGUCAGACCGGUCUCAGUCGCGCCAGCCGACAGCCUAGCCAUCCCGGACAUGGUCCCUUAUCGACACGCACCCACACUGCGGUCCCGUGCUGACGCGCCACAAGUCGAAGAAGCCGGUCGGGGUCCUGCGGCUCCUCUUGGUCUUGUCUCGGAAGCCCCAGUUCUUGCGCCCCUAGCCCUCUCGCCCCCUGUCGCCACGCCCGGUCCUGUCCUGGCUCCUCCUCCUGUCCUUGGCAAGUCAUGGCCCGUCGCCGCAGACCGCGCAUCGAAGCGCAGCAGUGCGGCUCCUCCUGGCUUGUCGCCUCGGCCGGUCGUCUGCUACGGCUCACAGGAGCCGGGUCCAGCGUGCUGGUCCCCGCACUCGAACUGCUCACACUGCUCGGGACAGGUCCGCCCAGCCUCGGCUUCGCGAUUGGCCUGGUUCCGUACCCUGGUGGUUCUGCAGCAUGUGCCACUGUGCACCCAAGGAGAGCUUGUGGGUCUGCGUGACACCCUCCGCGCCUUAGCCAUUGAUCUCGCAGCUGGAAGCAGGAUGUCUGCACCCAUCAUUGCCCUGGCCCUUGGCGACGCUCCGUUGGCUGCGGAAAGCGCGCGGCCACACGGCUCUCACAUCGACACCAUCGUCGACACCAUCGUCGACACCAUCGAUGACGGUGUCGACGACGACGACGACGACACUCCAGUCUCCUACCCGAUGGCUUCUGCAGUCCCAGAGCUUCCCCAGCCAACCACCACCUCAGUGGUCCCCUGGGUGCACUUUCGUCGCAUCGUUGGUCCCGAUGUCCCAUCUCCCCAGCCUCGGACCAUCAAUGGCCAUAACCACGUCAUCCAGUCUUCUGACGAUGUGGUGGCACUCCCUGGUUCUCGGGUGCUGCAGAAUGGUGUUCUGUCCAUUGUGCCUGAGAAGUAUGCCUUGCUGGGUGGGGUGUUUGCCUGUGGUUGCUGCCAAGAGGACGACAUACCCUGUCUCAUCCCUCUGGCCAUGCUUGGGGCUCAGUCGCACACCCGCCGCAACUGCCGAGCCUGCACCUCCUCACCCACCAGGUUGUGUUCCCUCAAUAUCAGGCGUGACUAUGCAGCACACCGAGGACACUACCUGGUUGUCCUCGUCUGUGCACUGGCUGCAUGGCUAAUCGAGGAUGCAUCGCACCCUGGGUCUGCCAUCGGCAGUGCUUGGCUGGGCUCGCUGGAGGCUGUGGUGCUGGGCCGAUGGUCAUCGAUGGGCGACUUCCCAAUCUGCCCACCAGGCGAGUCACCAGCAGCAAUCAGGCUGCGCGAUGCUGCCGCCACCUGGGCCGCGCACCCAUGGCUUGUCGGGUCCAACGACGUCGCCCGUUUGUCCUUCCCUUGCAUCACUACCGUCGACCAGGUACGAGACGCGCCGAGGGUGUGCGCGCGCCUGCCUUCAGGUGAGGGCGAGACAUCGGACAUGGCCGAAUGA